Coregonus clupeaformis (lake whitefish) is the source of this 1733-nucleotide messenger RNA. RefSeq lists its product as uncharacterized. The coding region runs from base 786 to 1613 and encodes 275 amino acids. NCBI's taxonomy places the organism in Eukaryota, Metazoa, Chordata, Actinopteri, Salmoniformes, Salmonidae. The record is from RefSeq and is a predicted model, not a curated record. The transcript has 6 exons.
AAUAAUCUAACCUAAUUUACUUUAUUGCACUUGUUACAACAAACUUUUCUUUCUAAUACAAUAUUGUAACUUUCUAUGUGAAAAUGCCUAGUAAUAAGCGACCAAAGGACAAUAAAUCCCCAUCAGAGGCCUACUCCCCACCAAACAACGAGACAAACAUGGCGGAAGGCACAGGUAACAACGUGACACUUACAGAACUUACCCGGGCUUUGGGAUAACUACUGUUGGUAUAGCGGAGGAUCUUAAGGCUACUAUUGCUGAACUGGACACUAAAAUCGAGAGCACCAUUCGAACGGUCGCUUCGCAGGGCCAGAGUAUUGUGGACCUUGAGAAAGCUUCUGAAUUCAACGCUGGUAGGAUCGACGAGUUAGAGAAGCUAUGCACGUCAUUGCAGGAUAAUGUGCAGAGGCUUUCUGUGAAAGUGGUCCCAGUGCCUGGACCGGGCCAGCGUCCUCGCCCAGUAAUCAUCUGUUGUCACAGUUUCAAGACCAAGGAUCUUAUCCUGCGCGAGGCUCGAAUGAGGGGCAACCUGUUACAUAAAGGGCACCCCUUUCGUGUCUAUGAGGACUAUGCGCCCGAUGUGGCAAAGCACCGCGCUGGCUACAGAGAUGUCAUGACCAAACUCUACAAACUCCAUCUUCGUCCAGCCUUGCUCUUCCCUGCAAGACUAAGAAUUACCCCGCCUUCCGGGGAGAAGAUCUGGCUCUCCUCGGUUCUGGACGCAGAGAAGUUUGUCCGGGAAUAUACACCAAUCCCCCGUACAGUCUGGAAGGGUGACUCGGCUGAUGGAUAGAAAUGAUGAUGUGGUGAUCUCAUCCUCCAACUCUGAUGACAUCUCUAUCUACUCCUUCACUGACUGUGAAUCUGAGUCUGAUGAUGAGGAUCAUGAAAGGAGGACACCACCGCUGAAUGUGAAGGAUGAGGAGGAUGGAAAGGUGACAAGGCUUAAAGUGAGGGAUAUGGUAGAGGACGACGAUCUUUCUCUCCACUCCUUCGAUAAGUCAGACUUUCUGCGUGAUAAUGGCAAUGAUGCCUCUGCUGAGGACAGUCCAGGGCCUUCAAAGGAACCACUGAGAAAAGGGGCUUCACUGAAGGACCCUCGACUGAAGGUGUCACGCCAGAUGGAGGUGGUCCCUACUGUCCGGCCCUGCAGGCAGCAGCUGGACAAGAAGACACAGUGGACCAACACCAACGAGGAGAGCCUGAGGAGAAUUAAAGAAAACCUGGCCUCCAUAGAGCUUGACCUGGAGGAAGGCCUGAAGACGGUCAAUGACGGUCUGGACAUCAACCAAGAGAGGCAGAAGAAGAAUGAGGGAUGCUUCAGAGCCUGGAUUGAGAAGUGGAUGGGGAGGAGGAAGGAGGAAAGACUGAGGGAUGAAGAUGUGAAUAGGGAAGACAAAGGGAGGAGGGGCGAGAAGUUGAGGGCACUGAUCCAAGUGAUGAAGAGAAACUGCAGCGAAAGAGAUCUUGAGGCAGUAGACUUGGACAGUUGGCUGAAUGACUUGGAAAGGUUGAAAGUGGCCUUCAAGAAAUGCACUGGAGAUGGCCAAAAUGGUAGAGAGCAUGGCAGAAAUGAAGACCAGCAUAGCCAAGAACAGGCUCCUCAAGCUUGAAAAAAAGAAGUAUGAAGUCCAGCGCUUUAGCCCAGGGAAAGUCUCUGGUCCUGUGUCUGGCCAGACUGGCCUUUCUCCUCUUGUGACCUCAGCACCCUGGACCCUGGCUGAAGCCCUACG